AUGGUUCAAUUACAACCAAGAACACUUUAAUACGCUUUUUUAGAUUAAUAAUCAGGAUCAAAAUUUUUAGGGUUUAUUUAAAUAUCCUUAGAUUUAAUAUUAAAAUCAACCUUAAAUUAUAUCACAACAUCUGGAUAUUUAUGUAUUGAGCUUUUUUCAUUAUGUAAUAUGUUAGUAAGAGUAUUAUUUAGUUAUUACAAUUGUUUUUAGAAAAAAAAGCUUAAUUCAAACUUCAAAGAAUGUUUAGAAAAUUAUUUAGCAGAGUUUGAAAAUACUGUUAAAUCUAAUGUUACUCAAUGUUGGGAAUUUGGAAUAGAAUUUGAGCUUGAAAUAAUGAAUACUACUUUGGCUCACAUACCAACAAAAUUAGAGGGUCCUAACAAUUUAACUUUGGGAAUAAACUAAUCAAUUUUUAAAUUUGAAAUAAAUGAUGCACUUAUAUAAUCCAUUUUUGAAUAUGCCAAGGAGAUUUUAAAAAGAUUUGUAGGUAAAGUAAGAAACCCAAUAAAAAAGUAUGAAGUUUAUUGCACUUUUGAAAGUAUGAAAUGGAAUAUCAUUAUGUAAAUAACUCAGAGACUUAAAUUCAAAAUAUUAAAAUUGAAUUAUAAAAUCUUUACAUUUAAUUUAUAAAAAAUUCAUAAGAUUGGAUACUAUAUUAUUGUUGGAUUAAGAUGAUUUCUGAUUUUUUAACUUAUAGACCUAUUGUAGAUAUUAAUAUAUUAUUAUAAGAUAUAAGAAAUCCUUUUGAGAGAAGGAAAAAAUGGAAAGAUCUAAUCAAAAAUUAAUGUAUUGAACAACUACCAUACAAUAUCAACUUAGCUAAAUGUAUUUGUUUUCCCAACAAAUCAAAUGUUCUUUCAAGAAAUUUAUUUUUAAGAGAAUACUCAGAAAUUGGUUUAACAGAACUUUCAGAAUUUUAAUAAUAUUUGAUGAAAUUAAAUAAAUAACCAGAUUAAUAAUUUUGGUAGUUUUAUAUUAUUUAUAAUAAAGAAAAGGAAAAUUAAAAGGAUAAUGAAUUAAAUUAAAUAAACUAGUAAAUUUAACAUUUGUUCAACUUUAUUCCAAUAUUUUAAUAAUUCCUUGAUUAUUUAUAGAGUUUGCUUGAGAAAAAUCAAAGUAUCAUUUAAAAAAUGAAUAAAUUAAUCCAAAAUCUUAAAAAUGAAUAGAAUGAUGCUGACACUAACUAUAAAUCUGAAAUUUUAGAUUAAAACUCAAAAAUUCAGAUUAACACAAUCGAAAUGAUCUAUGUUAUCAAUGAAAUUAAUCUCCAUAUUAUUUUGAUGACUUACAAAUUAUCAUUUAUUACAAAUUCCCUUAUAAUGGAAAAUAUAUCAGUAUUUAGUGAUAUUGUUGAUAAUAUUAAAAAUUAAUAUUAAAUGUAAUUUUUGACUCUGCUGAAUUUAUUACCAAAAAAUCUAAUGGAAUUUUUUAAAACUAAAUUUAAUUGGCAAGAUGCACUAAAUAAUGAUUUCAAUAGAAAUUCUAUUUAGAAUCCUUUCGAUAAUAUUCCUAAUUAUCCCUUAGAACAAUUAAGAAUACUUUCAGAAAAUAUAUUAGAAAAAGUAACAGAAUAUAAAACAAUUAGAAAAUGAUGAUUGUCUUAAUUUUUUUAAGGGGGAAGAAAAUAUUAAUUUUAAGAAAAAAUAAAUUGAAAUAUUAAAAUAAUCCUGGUUAAAUUAAGAAAAGUUUAAUUUAUCUUAAAUAUAAUAUAAAUAAGUACUCUAAAUUCUAAAAGAGAAAGUAAUAAAUAAGAAAUCAUUUAAGAAAAAGCUUAUCUUACUUAUUCAAAUUUCAGCUCAAUACGAUAUGAUUCAAGUUGCUUCAAAUAUCAUUAGUGUUCUUGGUUUUAUAACUAAAGACUUAAGUAAUAUACAUUUAUCAGGAAUAAGAUUACAAAACACAAGUUUAAUAGGUAUUGAUUUUUCAAAUUCUGAUUUGAGUAAGUCAAUAUUUUAUAAUGUAAAUAUUAGUGAUUGUAAUUUUACUGGAUCAACAUUAAAUAAUGCUGAAUGGUAAAACAUCAUAAAUUAUAACAUUUAAAGAGAAAUCUAAAAUUGUCAUUCUUUGUUUUAAUUCUACUAAUAAAAACAAAUGGUUAUAUAUUCAACUGGUAAAAAGUUUAUGCAAUUGGGAUUAGAGAAUGGUUAAUAGCCAUUAGAAAUAUUUGAAUCUUAUUAAAAUUUGAAUUGCUAUGAUAUUUCUAAUGAUGGAUAGAAUAUAGCAUAUACAUUAGUAAAUAGUUGUGAAAUCUAAAUCUGGAAUAUUCCCGAAAAAAGGAACAUAAUGUCUUUGAAAGACCAUGUAAAUAAUGUAUACAUAUUGUCCUUUUCAAAAUAACAUCGCUUUUAGCUUCAGGAGGCAAUGAUAAUAAAAUAAUUAUUAGGAAUUUGUAAAAAGAAUCAAUCAUCACAGAAAUUGAUAUCAUAAGUAAAAAAUUAAAAAAUCUUGUUUUUUCUUAUAACAACGAUUAUAUUGCUUUACACUUUACAACAGAAUUCAUUCAAUUAAAUAGUGGAGACAAAUGGACACCUUUAAAGGGUGUUAAUAAUCUAUAAGAGAAAAUAACUGUAUUUGCAUUUUCUUUUGACUAAAUGAUGGCUUCAGUAUCAUCAACAGAUAAUAAAUCUUAAAUUAUUUGGUUAUUCAAUUUAAAAUAAAAAGAGAAAGAAAGAAAACUUAAAGGACAUCGAGAUAAGAUCAAUUACUUGCUUUUUCUAUCAGAUAAAAGAUCUUUAAUUUCUGGUGGGGAUGAUUUUUUCAUCAUGCUAUGGAAUUAUCAAACUGGUGAAUUAAAAGGAAGAGUUUAAAAAUAUACACACAAGAUUCAAUUCCUGAAUAUAUCGAAGAAUAAUAGAAUUUUGGGAUACUACAAUCAAAAAAAAUCAAUAUCAUUUAUCGAUCUUGAUGCAUUUCAAUCUGUCCAUUAAUUAAAGCAUCCUUCGAAAGAAAUAAGUUAGAUUCUUUUUUCGAAAGAUGGCUUAAUAUUAGUAUCUUGUAAUUAAAGCAAAAAUAUUACAUUAUGGGAUAUGAAAGGAGGAAAAUAAAUGAGGAAAAUAAAAGAGAAGCAUGAUAAUAAUGUGAUAUAAAUAGCUUUUACUCAAAAUGGAAAAUUUUUAGCUUAUGCAGUUAAAAAGGAGAUAAUACUAUUGAAAAAAUUUUAAGAUGAUGCUUCAAGAGAAAAUGGAUGGGAAACUAAAGAAACAAUUAAAAAGAUAAAAUUUUCGAAAGAUGAAAAAUAUCUUGCAUAUUUAUGUGAGGAAGAUGACUCAGAAAUAACCCUUAUUCCUUAAGAAGGAAAUUUAGAUAAGAAAAAUUUUUAAAAUAAAAAUAACCAAUAAAAAAUAAAAAUUCUAGAUUUCUGUUUUGCAUAUGAUUCUUAGAUUUUAAAUAUGCUGAAAAAUCUAUUUUUAGUUGGAAUUAUAUGGAUGAAAGAUAAAAACCUUCAUUUGAAUUAGAUUCAGUAAUUAAAUGUUUUUCAUUUUCUACAUUUGGUCGUUAUUUUGCUUAUUUAGAUGAUACUAAUUAUAUAAAGUAUUAUGAUUUAUCAACUAAGAAUAAAGAAUAAAUAAAUUAAAAAUUCCUUGAUGUAAAUUGUAUUGCUUUUUCUACACAUGAAGAUGUCUCACAUUUAGCAAUAGGAAUGA
This is a messenger RNA of Paramecium pentaurelia, 3644 nucleotides long. The record is from the annotation of a GenBank genome assembly. NCBI's taxonomy places the organism in Eukaryota, Ciliophora, Oligohymenophorea, Peniculida, Parameciidae.